UAACCAGAUAAAUCCGUCCGUGCUACUAAAAAGUGACAUGGCUAACACUGGGCAGUAUCUGUGUCAAAAUGUGUGUCACUUGGCUAAUCAUUAGAUAAUUGGACAUCGAAACUGUUUUUUUUUAGCGACAAGACAAUAGCAGUAUAACAUCUGUUAUGCUAAAUUAAUGCUAGAUAUAUAAGAUAAUAUCAACGUUAUUGUAUUUGUUGCAGUAAGGCCAGUAUUUCAGGCACCAAUAAAUGUGUUAUCCAACAGAGCUUUUAUUCCAGCAACGUUUGAACUUCCCGGCUCCUUGUGGGAUCUUUUCAAUGUCUGCAGGAAAGCGGAUUACUAAAUCACAUGACGCUAGAGUGUGACCGCCAUAAACGUCUACCCCAGACACCACCAUCCUCGUAGCUACAAGCGGCAGUCUGUAGAGUAGGGCUUCUUGUCAAUUUAGCCGAUUUGUCUCGGCUAACUAGCUACCAAAUCACAUUGGUUAGGGGCUAACGUCUUCGUGGUGCACGUCACCCCCGGCGUAAGGCCGCAACACUGAAGAUGGACGAGGCCUCUCUCACGGUCAACAAUGAGCUGGACUCUGAGAUGUUCGUAAGCUGGCUGUCUGACCACUGCUAUCAGUGUGUGUACCAGCCCUUGGGUGUGGUGCCAGCCAGGCCAGCUCCAGGCGUGCCCAGUUCUGUGGACUUCACUGUGGGUACACAGCAUGGUAUCAACCUGCAGAUGAAUAGUAGUGCUUUAAACCUGGAACUGUGCACGGUUCAGUUCCACUUUGGGGAGCAUGGCAACUAUUCGCUCUGGGUAAAGAACCUGAAUGACUCCUCAGUGGUCAACUGCUCCCUGGUCACUGACACCGAACCAGUCAGCAGUUACCUUCCAAUCCUGAUCGCCUUUGUGUCAUUGGCCGGACUGGCUAUACUGUCUGCUAUUGGAAGCACAAUCAUGAGGCUUGACACUGUGAAGAAUUUAAUGUUACGUUUGGGAAACUCCAUGGAAACGGAGAGACUCAUCAACUCUGAGCUGGGAUCCCCGGGCGGAAUAGUGGAGACCGCCACGGACAGCAUCCUCCCUAACCCUGCUUCUCCCAUCCGGAGGCUCCGGUCCCUGGACACGUUCAGAGGGAUUUCCCUGGUCAUCAUGGUGUUUGUGAACUACGGAGGUGGAAGGUACUGGUUCUUCAGACAUGAGAGCUGGAAUGGACUCACAGUUGCUGACCUGGUCUUUCCGUGGUUCGUGUUCAUCAUGGGAACGUCCACAUCGCUGUCGGUGAGCUCGGCCCUGCGCAGCGGCCUGACCCGGUUCUCCCUCUUCGCCAAGGUGUUGUGGAGGAGCACACAGCUCUUCCUCAUCGGAGUCUUCGUCAUCAACCCCAACUACUGCCAAGGACCCCUAGCGUGGGACACUCUGCGUAUCCCCGGUGUUCUCCAGCGUCUGGCGUUCUCCUACCUGGCGGUUGCUGCUCUAGAUCUGUGUGUGGCCAGGAACCGUCUGGACAACCUGCCCGAGGAUGCCUGGUGGCACUCUGCUCGUGACUUCCUGCUCUACUGGCCGGCCUGGUUGUGUGUGGUCGUCUUGGAAACGGUCUGGCUGUGCCUAACCUUCCUGCUGCCCGUGCCCGGCUGCCCAGGUGGUUAUUUGGGCCCAGGGGGUAUCGGAGACAUGGGUCAGUAUCCAAACUGCACCGGGGGAGCUGCUGGAUAUGUAGACCGCUGGCUGCUUGGGGAGAAGCACAUCUACCAGACCCCCUCGUCAAGGUUAAUCUACAUGUCUCACAUGCCUUUUGACCCGGAAGGAGUUUUAGGCAGCAUCAACUCUGUCCUCAUGGCUUUCCUGGGACUUCAGGCAGGCAAGAUUCUGCUCCACUACAAGAACCAACAUUCCAGCAUAAUGUCCCGAUUCCUCAUAUGGGGUCUUGUACUGGGAGUCAUAUCAGCCACUCUGACCAAAUGUUCACUGAACGAAGGCUUCAUCCCUGUUAACAAGAAUCUCUGGUCUCUGUCCUAUGUUACCACCUUAGGGUGUUUUGCCUUUGUGUUUCUGGUUCUGGUUUACUACACUGUGGAUGUCAGGAAAUGGUGGUCCGGUGCCCCCUUCUUUUAUCCAGGUAUGAACUCAAUCCUGGUGUACGUGGGUCACGAGGUGCUGGAGGAGUACUUUCCAUUCCGCUGGCGUAUGGCCAACAGCCAAUCACAUGCUGAGCACCUGACACAGAAUCUGCUAGCCACUUCCUGUUGGGUCCUCAUCUCCUUUGUGCUGUACAGGAAGAAGAUCUUCUGGAAGAUAUAAGGGUCUCAAUGUCUUCCGGUUGAGAAAGACAGAGGGGAAGUAUCUCCGUCAUUCCUCAAAUAAUCGUUUGUUCUAAAGCAAUUCUGGGAGAUCUAUAUCUGGGCUCCAUCAAGUAUUAUUUAAGUUCCUUCUGGAUGUUCUAGAGCCAGUCCGGGAUCUUAGUACUCUCCACCUAUGUCAUUUAAAGGUCCCCAGAGGGAAUUAUGCAGCAAAGGGUCGCAAUCUUUCAUCAGUUCCUUGUGACCUCCAAAGAUUCUGUGUCUCUCACCCUUUGUUUCCUCCAUCCAAUCCUUGUGUCCUCCUGGAAUGUUGCCGAUGUUUUGAAAAGGGAAUGCCAUCUCUCAGGCAGACGACAGACAAAUGACAUUGCCCUGGAAACCUCGACUCCCGUUCUCUGCUCCAGCAGGUCUUACGCUAGGCCCUCGGGCCUGCUCCGCGCGCACAUGUCAGCCUAAUGCGGACACUCCAUUCAGGAAGGUCGCGGUCACUGGGGUUCGUGUGAUCGACUUGUGGAGUUGAACUGGACUGCUCUGAAAGUUUCGACUGUGCUGCCAAGAAGCCAGUGAAUGUCAUGGAAAGCCACAAACCUGCUGGUUUUGAUUUGUGCUUCCUUAAUGGGAUCAUGCAGGCAUCCUUAAUGGGAUCAAAUCAGCUGAUGUUGAAAGUGUGACCUAACGCGUAAUAAUUAAUGAAAUCGCAUCUCGCUGGCAUUUGUCCAACUUUAUAAUUGCCAAAGUCAUCAAGGUGAUCAAUGUCGGGGUGACUCGUCUGAUUAAGACACCAACAUAAAGCAAAGCACCCUAAUUGGUCUGCAUCCCAAAUGGUACCCCUAGUCCCUAUUUGGUGUAAGGGUUGUGCCCUGCACUCCAUCAGUGGUGCAAAUUAUAGGAGACAUGGUUGAAUUUGGGAUGGAACAAUAUCCUCAUGGAGGUCAUUUUACUGUACAAUGUCUCAAAUUACGUUGUCCAGGUGUAGACUAGUUAUGCAACACUGGUGUCAGUACAGCCUCUGAACCACCAUACUUCUUGUUUUGACUAUAUCCUGUCCCUACUGCUAGUGUUUCUGUUUAAUAGUUUGCUUAUGAAUUUAACUGUAAAUGUGAAAAUUCAAUGACUAAGCCAAUGCAAAUGAUGUUAUGUAUACUUUUCCAUCCUUGUGAAUGAAUUGUAUCAAUAGCUUUUUAAGUAUGACUAAAAGAAGAACGAUUUGUUGAUUGGAUACAUCAUGGCAUGCCUUUACUUCAAUGUUUUAUACAUUUUGUGUAUCUUUUAUGAUUCCAUUGAAUUAAAUUGUUUGAAAAAUUAUUAAAUAUUGUUGUCUUA
This is a messenger RNA of Esox lucius (northern pike), 3605 nucleotides long. RefSeq names its product heparan-alpha-glucosaminide N-acetyltransferase (gene hgsnat). The coding region runs from base 538 to 2283 and encodes 581 amino acids. The record is from RefSeq and is a predicted model, not a curated record. Lineage: Eukaryota; Metazoa; Chordata; Actinopteri; Esociformes; Esocidae. The transcript has 17 exons.